This is a messenger RNA of Drosophila arizonae, 409 nucleotides long. RefSeq lists its product as uncharacterized. Lineage: Eukaryota; Metazoa; Arthropoda; Insecta; Diptera; Drosophilidae. The record is from RefSeq and is a predicted model, not a curated record.
CAGUGAGAAAUCAGUUACAAAAUCAAAUCAAAACAAAAAUGAAGCAGUUCGCAUUAUUCGCUGUUUUCUUUCUGAUGCUGGCGGUUGCUUUGGCUGCGAUGCCGCAAAUGCCGCAGAUGCCACAAAUGCCGUCUAAGCAUUUUGGCCAGAUUAUGAACUCUGGCUUUCUUAAACAAAAUGCCGGACAGCAUGGCCAACAGGGCCCGGGACAGGAACACGGACACGGACAGGGACAUGGACAUGGUCCACCACCGCAAGAAGGCCAGAAUGGCGGUGACCAAGAUAAGAACUGAGUGUUAAUUGGUUUUUAAACGGCUGUAAAUGGAUUACUGAAAUGACGUCUCGAUUGAAUAGUUGUAGUUGCUUGGGUGCUCAAGAGUUUAAAUAAAAGUUAUUGCAUGUGUAUAAA